GUUAAUAAUGUCAACUGGAGUGAUUAUGCAAAUCGAGCCUUCACAGUUGUUGAAGGCAUGUUCAUUAUUAUACCACUGGCUGAAGAUGACAUAAGUGAAGAUCCAAACCUAGCCUUUGAACUCAUAAUACAUAAGGAAAUCAAUAGUUCUCGUAAUGCUUACAGUCUUCUUAGAACAUGCACUGAAGCAGAGGCAAAACAGGCAUAUGAAGCUUACAGUAAGAUCUUAAGUCCACUUGUGGACUCAUGUGGGAAGGAAGUCCUUUGUCAGAGUGUGCUGCAGAAAGUCCUGGAUUUCUUACGGGAGCAUCUAUCUUGGCAUGUUGCCCACAUCACAUCUCAUUUUGGAUUUUUGGAAGCUUUGAAAAAUGAGGAAGUACAAAGCUUCCUUAAUGUUCCUGAAGAUGGAGAAGGACUUUAUCCCAUACAUGUUGCAGUGGAAAAUGAAAAUGAAAAGGUUAUUACUGCCUUGAUAGCAGCAGGUGCGGAGCUAGAUGUUGUAGAUAAAAGUGGAAAUACUCCUUUACACAUUGCUGCUUCAAAAUCUAUUACAGUUAUCCAGGCCCUGAAAAUGAAACAUAAUCAUGUGUUGAACAAAAAGAAUAAAGCACAAGAAACGCCUUUACUUCUGGCUGCUCAGUGCAGCAAAUUAGAUAACAUCAAACAUUUGAUCCAGCUUGGUGCCAAUGUAAAUCAUGAGGAUGAAAUUGUGGAUCAAAGCAACCAGAGCUAUUGGGACAAAGUAGAAAAGUUGGUGCAAGCAAAGGAUAUUAGCUCAAAGGACUUGCACAAAGGUGGAAAUCUGCUUCAUUGGGUGAAAACCAGAGAAUUAACAGACCUUUGUCUUGAUAUAGGUUGUAACCCAGAUUUGCGAAACUCUGCAGACCAGACACCUUUACAUAUUAUGGUUGUGAGAAACAGGAUACAAUGCAUAGUAACUUUACUAUGCCGUGGAGCCGGAGCAAAUUAUGCUGAUGUGGAUGGCAUGACUCCACUGCAUUUGGCAGCUGCUCAUUGUUCACCUACUUUAGUUCAGGCCUUCAUUGUAUUUGGAGGUGAGAUUAAUGUGCCUAACAAGAAUGGAGAGACACCAAGGCAUUUGGCUGCUUCAUGUAAUGACAAGACAAAAGCUACAGAAAGGGACAGAGUUAUAUACUUACUGCACACUGUCGGAUCCAAAAGGUGUCAAGUGAAACUAGCAUCCUGCUCUGAUGGAUGCUUGGAUGAAGGAAAUUUCAAUGGAGUGCCAUUGUAUGAGAAGCCCUUAUUGAGAUCUCGUUGGAUUAUGGAUGAAAAGCUUAGUGACAAACAGAUUGCAGAUUCAAUAAAAUGGCAGGUAACUAACUGCAAUGGCUCUCAGAGAACAGGGCGAGUAUUAUGCCUAGAUGGUGGUGGCAUCAAAGGCCUGGUAAUGACUCAGAUGCUGUUUGUUAUACAGGAAGUUUUAGGUAAACCUAUCCAUGAGUGUUUUGAUUGGAUUUCUGGCACAAGUACUGGAGGAUUCCUAGCCCUUAUGCUUUGUACAGGAAAAUCGGUUCAAGACGUUCAGUCCCUCUACUACAACCUGAAGGAGAAAGUAUUUGUUGGUGUAAGACCAUAUGAAGCUGGACCUCUAGAAGAGAUACUUGUAAAGGAAUUUGGAAAAGAGACUGUCAUGAGUAGUAUUAAGACUCCUCGUGUAAUGGUGACAUCUACACUUGCUGAUAGAUUACCUCCUGAUUUGCAUCUUUUCCGUAAUUAUGAGUCUCCCAUGAGUGUCUUAGGUGUACAAGAAAAUAGUGUGUUCAUGAGCACACAGCCUCCAGAGAAACAGAAGAUUUGGCUUGCUGCUCGCUGCUCAGGGGCUGCUCCAACAUAUUUCAGGUAUGUCUCUUUAUCCUUGGAUAGUUUGGUAUGUAUUUUUUUUUCUGGAUACACAGGAUGAAAUGAAAAUUGGUUGUAUUAAAAGUG
This is a messenger RNA of Penaeus monodon (black tiger shrimp), 1949 nucleotides long. RefSeq names its product 85/88 kDa calcium-independent phospholipase A2-like. Lineage: Eukaryota; Metazoa; Arthropoda; Malacostraca; Decapoda; Penaeidae. Gene Ontology annotation, cellular component: mitochondrion. Gene Ontology annotation, molecular function: protein binding. The record is from RefSeq and is a predicted model, not a curated record. Gene Ontology annotation, biological process: lipid metabolic process; positive regulation of ceramide biosynthetic process.